AUGAGUAGAGAAAGCUCAAGUUCGAGGUCCUGGCCUGAUCAACAUGUUGAAUCUCAAGAUCCAUAUGCAAGUCCAGAAGACCCACCGUUGCACGCAGUAAAUGUCGCCCUCAGAUGGAAUGAAUCAAAAGCCACAAUAUGGAAGGUGACAGCGACUUUCUGGUGCGCGUUCGUGAUGGGAUCGAAUGAUGCGGCUUAUGGAGCCAUCAUCCCUUAUCUCGAGACAUACUAUCGCAAAAGCUAUACAAUCAUCUCUUUGGUAUUCCUUUCGCCGUUCUUCGGCUAUGCCCUAUCUGCAAUGAUCAAUAAUAUGAUCCACCAGCGUUUUGGAAGGCGAGGGAUUACCAUUAUUGCGCCGAGCUGUCACCUGAUAGCUUUUGCCGUGAUAUCGGUUCAUCCGCCAUUCCCUGUGUUGGUGGUUUCGUAUGUGCUUGUUGGAUUGGGCAGUGGAUUCCAUAAUGCCGCUUGGAAUGUCUGGAUUGGAAACAUGGCGAAUUCGCAUGAAGUGCUGGGGUUCUUUCAUGGGUUUUAUGGCAUCGGCGCUACAGUUAGUCCUCUUGUCGCUACGAGUUUGAUCACAAAGGCAGGGUGGCAGUGGUACUCUUACUACUAUUUGAUGACCGGAGCAGCUGCUAUAGCACUGGUAUAUGCUGCCAGUGCCUUCUGGGCAGAAACCGGCGCAAAAUAUCAAUUAGAGCAUCCAAGUAUCCCUGGUCGAGAUGGAGGAGCAUUGUCACAAACGGGAGAAUCCCUCACGUACAAGGUUACCUGGAUUUGCGCCGUAUUCCUCUUCCUCUAUGGCGGAAUCGAGGUAGCAAUCGGAGGCUGGAUUGUCGUGUUCAUGACCGAUGUCCGCCACGGUGGUGCCUUUGAAUCUGGAAUGGCAGAAACUGGCUUCUGGCUCGGUAUCACCAUGGGUCGAUUCGUACUAGGCUUUGUCUCCCCACGAAUCGGAGAAAAGUUGUCGAUUGCGAUAUAUCUCCUGCUGGCCAUCACCCUUGAGCUUGUAUUCUGGCUUGUGCCCGAAUUCAUUGUGUCGGCUGUUGCAGUGGCACUGGUUGGAUUCUUCAUGGGGACGAUCUUUCCUGGAGUUGUGAUUGUGAUGACUCGUUUGCUUCCGAGAAAUCUUCAUGUUGCGGCGAUUGGGUUUGCGGCGGCUUUCUCUAUGGGUGGUGGUGCUGUGUUCCCCUUCAUGAUUGGUGCUAUUGCUCAGGCUAAAGGUGUUGUUGUGUUGCAGCCUAUUCUGCUUGCGAUGCUGGCUGUGUCUUUGGGCAUUUGGGCAAUGCUUUUCCGGAUUCCUCGUGAGAUCUCUCACCAAGUCUGA
Messenger RNA from Penicillium nucicola, 1323 nucleotides. Its product is annotated as MFS transporter. The transcript has 3 exons. Gene Ontology annotation, molecular function: transmembrane transporter activity. Lineage: Eukaryota; Fungi; Ascomycota; Eurotiomycetes; Eurotiales; Aspergillaceae. The record is from RefSeq and is a predicted model, not a curated record. Gene Ontology annotation, cellular component: membrane. Gene Ontology annotation, biological process: transmembrane transport. Bases 1 to 1323 code for a protein of 440 amino acids.